Molecule: messenger RNA, 3118 nt
Organism: Myxocyprinus asiaticus (Chinese sucker)
Lineage: Eukaryota; Metazoa; Chordata; Actinopteri; Cypriniformes; Catostomidae
Product: nucleolar GTP-binding protein 2-like
Exons: 16
Coding region: 95-2269 (724 amino acids)
Cellular component (GO): nucleolus
Molecular function (GO): GTP binding
Source: RefSeq, a predicted model, not a curated record
ACUUUAUUUGAACACGUGGAAGUCUGCGGUGGACUGAAACCCGGCUUAAUUUCUAUUUUACAGUGCUAAGUGGGUUCCCAGUCAGUCGGUCACAAUGGUUAAACCACAGUUCAAGGGGAAAAGCUCCAUAAAUCCCUCAAACUCCAGCAGCAAUCCCGACCGAGUUAAGGGAGCUGGAGGAAACAACAUGAGGGACCGCGCCACCAUCAAACGCUUGAAUAUGUACAGACAGAAGCAGAGAUGCAACAGUCGUGGUAAGGUGAUCAAGCCCUUGCAGUACCAGAACACAGUUGCUCCUGGGACUGUUGCCAGAGUUGAGCCCAACAUCAAGUGGUUUGCCAAUACACGUGUCAUCAAGCAGACAUCCUUGCAGAAAUUCCAGGAUGAGAUGAACGCAAUAAAGAAAGAUCCUUACCGAGUAGUGAUGAGACAGAGCAAGCUACCCAUGUCCUUGCUGCAUGACCGAAUCAAAGCACAUAACUCCAAGGUGCACAUUCUGGACACAGAGACGUUCGAGACAACGUUCGGGCCAAAGGCACAAAGAAAGAGGCCCAACUUGACUGUGGGGGAGUUGAAGGAUUUUGCUGAGCAGGCAGAGGUCUUAGCUCAGGGCUACAGUGCUGAGAAAGACCGUGAUCUGGUGACUGAGGACAGUGGAGUGAGGGAUGAGGCUCGAGAGGAAAUCUUCAAGAAGGGGCAGUCAAAGAGGAUUUGGGGUGAGCUUUAUAAGGUGAUCGACUCCUCAGAUGUUAUUAUUCAGGUAUUGGAUGCUCGGGACCCCAUGGGCACCCGUUCUCAGAGCAUUGAGUCCUACCUGAAGAAAGAGAAGCCUUGGAAACACCUCAUCUUUGUGCUCAAUAAGUGUGACCUCAUUCCCACUUGGGUCACGAAACGCUGGGUUGCGGUGCUUUCACAGGAAUACCCCACUCUGGCCUUUCACGCCAGCCUUACCAACUCCUUUGGUAAGGGCUCCCUUAUUCAGCUUCUGCGGCAGUUUGGCAAGCUUCACUCAGACAAAAAGCAGAUCAGUGUUGGCUUCAUUGGUUACCCCAACGUUGGAAAGAGCUCUGUUAUCAAUACUCUGCGCUCCAAAAAAGUCUGCAAUGUAGCACCCCUUGCUGGAGAGACUAAGGUCUGGCAGUAUAUCACACUAAUGAGACGCAUUUUCUUGAUUGACUGCCCUGGGGUCGUCUAUCCCUCCGAGGACAGUGAGACUGACAUUGUGCUGAAGGGAGUGGUCCAAGUGGAGAAGAUCCGAAACCCAGAGGAUCACAUCGGAGCGGUGCUAGAGAGGGCAAAAGCAGAGUACAUCCAGAAGACAUACCGCAUUCCGUCCUGGAGCUCCGCCGAGGACUUCCUGGAAAAGCUGGCCUUUCGCACCGGAAAACUGCUUAAGGGUGGAGAGCCAGACCUGUCUACUGUCUCUAAAAUGGUUUUGAAUGAUUGGCAGAGGGCACGCAUCCCCUUUUUCGUGAAGCCCCCUGGAGGCGAGAUGGAGGAAGAGAGCAAAGCACAAUCACAGCUGGAAGCACCUGAGAUGGAAAUGGCAAAGAUGGAGUUUGAAAACAGACUUGAUGCUCAGAACAUGGAGGGGGAAUCAUCCAGCGAACAGGACGUACAACAGCUGCUGAAACAGGAGGAGAUGCAGAAAAUCUUUGUCAGCGUCAAGCAGAACUUUGGCAAAAUAAACGUUGCCCCAGAGUUCAGUGAGGAGGACCUUGUUCCUGUCGAAAUGCCCGACAUACUGGAUCCCUCAGGGUCAGAAGAUGAGAAAGAUGAGGAAAGUGAGGAGGAAGAGGACAAAGAACAAAUGGAUGAGCAGAAUGGAGAACAACAGGACGAAAAAUCCUCUGCGACCGGACCCCAAACCAAGGAAGAGAGCAAGAGCACACGUGAAGUGAAUAAAGAGCUAGAUGAGAAGAUCUCCAAAUUAAAGCAAUUUCUUGAUCGAGCCAAAUCGAAGCGCUUCUCUGCCAUACGCAUCCCCAAAGGCCUUUCUGACAAAGUAUUCACUGAAACCAAAGCAAAACAGAAUGGUGCAAAGAAUAUGCAACAGAAAGCAACACAGUUGGGCAGAAAGAGGAAAGCUUUGGAAGAUGAGGAGCCUGCACAGCCUACCAAGCUCACAUCUAAAGAGAAAAGAAGACUGGAGCGUGCCCACAGAGUGAAGAAAGUGGGCGUUCGCUAUUAUGAGACACACAAUGUCAAGAACAAGAAUAAGAACCGAAAAAUGCCCUCAGAUGGCAAGAGAGCCAAACGAGCCAAGUGAUGAGAACUGGUCCAAUACCCCGUCACAUUAAUUACCAUUUCCAUAGUCAUGUUGGUGGCUAAAUUGGAACAUUUGGAUGUCAAUUGCAGUGAUUUUUAUAAAGGUGAAGGUCUGUGAUCCGUUCCAAUGCACUUUAUGGACACUGUGGCACCAGCCAUCCUUGUGAACAUGACAAAAGUCUACGACAACUGCAUUUAGCACUGCAUUUACAAGGUUUUUAACUGAAAUGAUUAUUCCAGGUUCAAUACAAUUUAAGCUCAAUCGACAGCAUUUGUGGCAUAAUGUUGAUUGUCACAAAAAUUUACUUCAACUUGUCCCGCCUCUGGGUUACAGUGAGGCACUUACAAUGGAAGUAAAUUGGGGCCAUCUUGUAAACAUUAAAAUACUCGCUGUUUCAAAAGUAUAGCCACAAAACUUAAACAAAAUGCAUGUUAACAUAAUUUUAGUGUGAUAAAAGCGCUUACUAACCUUUUCCGUGUAAUAUUAAAUCUAAGUUUAAACAGAAGAAUUAAUGUAAGUGCUUUAAUAAAAUUACAUGCUUCACAUUUCUGCCUUUUUAAACCCUCCAAAAAUUGUCCCCAUUCACUUCCAUUCUAAGUGCCUCACUUAACCUUGUUUCUUUUUUUUUUUUUUUUUUUUUUACAUUUGGAAUGCCCAAUUCCCAAUAACCUAGUUUUUUUUUUUUUUUUUCCUUUUUGCUUUUCUUUUUUUAAGGUUGGAAGAGUCAAAACCAUUUUUUGUGAUAAUCAACAUUAUGCUGUAAAUGCUGUCGAUUGAGCUUAAUUUUAUUGCACCUGGAAUAUUCCAUUAAGAGAAUGUCCUGAUUUAGCAGUAUUAAAAUGGAUCAUG